UCCAACAUGCAAAUCUGAAAAUGAAACAUAUUAAUGUCAACAGGAAAAGCCUUCCAAGUUCUUGUCUCUAAAGUUUUGCCGAGUAGACUUGGGGCCUCAACAGCGACUUUCACUCAUUGUGCGACUGUUCUGUCAAGAAAAGUGACAAAUAUACUCCAAACUUGUUUGAGUUUUUAGUGCUCCGUCCCACAGUGCAGUGAAAAUAGGAAACGUAAGAGCCGCUCGCAGCUGGGACAAAUUAAAACUAAUUGAGGGCCUUGGUGACACAGCUCAGGAAACAAUCCUGCAUAACAACAACAACAACAACAAAGAGGAGUUCAGCUCGCUGAAAACGACACAUUUUCUCUGUCACGUCGCGUGUUUUAUCCAUGCAGACAGUUUGGGUUUCACACAGCGGAUGCUAACAUGUCCUGCUGACUGCACGUCGUCCACCUCAGUGCAAACAGGUUUCACUGCAGACGGCCUCGUCCCUGUCAAACCUGCAUCAUCCGGGCAAACUGAGAAAUUGUUUCUAUAAAUUGUGCAGUCUGACUCUGAAGAAGCUGGUUGUGAUGAGAGAACUCGAUAAAGAGCUGAUCUCCGUGGUCAUAGCCGUUAAAAUCCAGGGCUCCAAACGGAUUUUGAGGUCCCAUGAGAUAGUGCUGCCCCCCAGUGGGUCUGUGGAGACUGAUCUGGCGCUCACCUUUUCCCUGCAGUACCCUCACUUCUUAAAACGAGAAGGAAACAAGCUGCAGAUCAUGCUGCAAAGGCGGAAGAGGUACAAGAACCGAACCAUCUUGGGCUACAAGACUCUCGCAGUGGGAUCUAUCGAUAUGGCCGAGGUGAUGCAGCACCCGACGGAGGGAGGCCAAGUUCUUCCUCUCUGCAGCAACCAGAAAGACAUGCUGGGGAAGGUGGCAGAGAUCUGGAUCUUUUCCCUGUCCAGUCAGCCAAUAGACCACGAGGAGGCAGCCCUGCAGGGAGGACAGAAGAUCAAAUGCUCCGAUAACUACUCAGAGGAAGAAUAUGAGAGCUUCUCCUCAGAGCAGGAGGCCAGCGAUGAUGCCCUGCAGGGACAGGAUCUCGAGGAUGACGAGUACGACGUGAGGAAGCCAAAGAAGCAGAGGAGGUCGAUUGUGAGGACUCCCUCCAUCACCAGACAGCAGAACUUUAAGCAGCGAGUGGUGGCUCUGCUGAAGCGGUUCAGAGUUUCGGAUGAGGUGCUGGACUCGGAGCAGGACCCUGCAGAGCCGCCCCCUGAGGUGGAGGAGGAGGACCUGGACCUGGACAGCGUAGAGUUCGAGAACCCGAGUGACAGCGGCCCGGAGCUCGAUGACGACGACAGCGUCCUCAGCACACCAAAACCCAAACUCAAGCCAUAUUUCGAGGGUCUUUCCCUCUCCAGCUCUCAAACCGAGAUCGGCAGCAUCCACAGCAGCCGGAGCCACAGGGAGCCUCCGAGUCCGAUUGACCCAGAUAAAACAAAGUGUGCCGGGGCCAAAUUUCCAGAUGACAGCGUGUCUGAAAACGUCUCCUUUGAGCAGCCGGAGGCGGUGACCCCAACCACAGAGCUGGAGAUGGACAACAUGGACACGUUUUUAGAGAGACUGCCACCAAGUGGCAAAAUGACCAAGACAGAGUCCCUAAUCAUUUCAUCCAACAGGCAAGAACCGAAGUUGGCUGGGAGGCGAGGCAGGAGCACGUCGCUGAAGGAGCGCCAGCCCAGCAGGCCGCAGAACGAGAGAGCCAACAGCCUGGACAACGAGCGGUCCCUGGACACACGCUGCCACCUACAGAUCCCAAGAAAGACAGUUUAUGACCAACUCAACCACAUCCUGGUGUCCGAUAACCACCUCCCUGAUAGCAUCAUUCUCAUCAACACCUCAGACUGGCAGGGCCAGUAUCUUUCUGAUAUGCUGCAAAACCACCAUCUACCAGUAGUCUGCACCUGCACCACUGCCGACAUCCAAGCUGCAUUCAACACCAUCGUUUCUCGCAUACAGAGAUUUUGCAACUGUAACUCUCAGACGCCCAUUCCCAUAAAGAUCGCAGUUGCCGGAGCGCAGCACUACCUCAGCGCUGUUCUCAGGCUUUUUGUGGACCACCUUUCCCAUAAGACCCCUGACUGGCUCGGAUACAUGAGGUUCCUUAUCAUCCCUCUAGGUGUACAUCCCGUCUCCAAAUAUCUUGGCACUAUUGACUAUCGCUACAACAGUUUGUUCCAAGAUGCUGCUUGGAGGGACCUCUUUCACAAGCCAGAGGCUCCUGUUGUUGCCCAGGAGAACCCAGACGUGGUAUCAAGGGUAACUCAGUACAUGGUGGGGGCUAAUGGAGCUCACCAACUUCCCAUCGCAGAGGCCAUGCUUACUUACAAACAGAAGAGCCCAGAUGAGGACUCAUGCCAGAAAUUCAUCCCUUUCAUUGGGAUGGUGAAAGUCGGCAUCGUGGAGCAAACAUCUGCGACGUCAGGAGACUCUGAUGAUGCAGCACCUCUGAGCUCCUCGCUGCUCUCCUCCACCCCUCCACAAGUAUCACCCGCCCUCAAAGAAGCGUCACCCACCCCGCCCUCCUCUCCCUCCGUCAACACCAGCUUCUGUGCUUACAGUUCGUCAGGCCAGGCGGAACUGAUGGGACUUCAGGUGGACUACUGGGUGGCUCCAACAGAAAGGAAGAAAGACGUGGAGAAGCGGGACUCCUCCUCCAAAAACACUCUGAAGUGCAAUUUCCGCUCGCUGCAGGUCAGCCGGCUGCCACUGGGGGGCGCAGAGCCAAGCCCCCAGCCCACCAUGUCCAUGACUGUGGUGACCAAGGAGAAGAAUAAAAAGGUCAUGUUCCUGCCAAAAAAGAGCAAAGACAAGGAGGUGGAGUCGAAGAGUCAAGUGAUCGAGGGCAUCAGCCGGCUCAUCUGCACUGCCAAGCAACAGCAGACCAUGCUGAGAGUACUGAUUGACGGCGUCGAGUGGAACGAUGUCAAGUUUUUCCAGCUGGCGGCACAGUGGUCUUCACACGUCAAACACUUCCCCAUUGGGAUCUUUGGACACACAAAAGGCCCUUACUAGCAGCACCUAAGAGACUGAAAUACUGAGGACAGCCCUUCUGUUUCCCCUUUGCCAAGAGCUUUUAACCCCUCCUCCAUACUUUCCCCCUGCACACAUCUUCCAUUCUGCAGUCUUAAUUUAAGCUCUUGCUUUCACCUGUUGGAUUUGUCCAAUUAUUUAAUCUUUUGCGUGUUUUUUUAAUUUUCUAUUUAUGUAAAAAUAUCUCGAGGCAAGGCUGCCAAGGGAAUAUUUCUUUACUCAGCUUUUUAAUAGAAAAAAAAAUCCUGCUGAUGUUUUAUAGACUUUUGAGAAAAAAUGAACUAAUUAAAAUAAUAAUUAGAAAUUACUUCUAACCUUUAACGUACUGGACGAAUGCCCAGGUUUCACCCUCUGCCGUCAUUUGUUUAAUUUGGCGACGCACAGCACAUUUAAUCAAAUAUGUACUUAAAAAAACACAAGAGCAGCUGCCUUGUAAUGAAGUGGAAGAUGAAGAAAUUUUGGACUGUCAGCAUCGGAGACGGUUGAUGAUUCAUCGUCUUAAAUCUGAAGAAGAAAAUGGUAAACGUCCCAAGACCUUUUGGCCCUUUGCACUCAGUGAAGAAGUCUAAUGUGCAAUAGUCUGAAUACUGUGUGAACACGGUUUUGAAAAACAACCUGGCAAUGUCAGAAGGUUACACGCUGCUCUUAGUUGUGAUUUUCACUCUGUGUAAAACCCUUCUCUUCUUUACUUUCUCCUCCUGGUAAAUCGGCUUGAUGUUUUGCUCCAAAGUGAGACAUCUAGUUAGAAAAUGAAUUGAAAAACACCUGCUUUUCAGAAAAUGACUAAUAGCACAAAAUGUCCUAAUUUUAUAGAUGGUAGUUAAAAGAAUUCUUACCAAGAUUUAGAUCAUAAAAUCAACAUCAUCCUAAUGUCUGUUCAGUAAAUAUCUAGCCAGAGCCAGCAGCAGGUUAGCUUAGCUUUACAUAAAGAAUGAAAACAGGAGGAAAUAGCGAAUCUGUCUAACCUACCAGCACCUCUGAAGUUCACUGAUAUGUCAUAUAUUAAUCAACACAAAAAAAAUGUGUAAAAACAUCUAGGUGUGGUUUUACAGGAGGGUUUACAGGAGAUAAUCCAGCACAUAACCCCCUGAAAAUCCACAACUUGUACUGUUUAAUUACAAUAAAAAGAACUGAAAUGUUUUUUUUUUACCUUCAGACAGAGCUAUGCUAGCUGUUUCCCUCGCUUUCAUUUUAUGCUAAGCUAAGCUAACCAGCUGCUUGCUAACAGCUAGCCUGGCUGGGAUCAAAAGUAACAAAAUCUGCCUAUGAUUAUCUCUAAAGCUCACUGCUCUAAUUAACACAUUAUAUCUCCUUUGUUUCAUCUGUGUAAAGACUGAGCCAUGCUAGCUGCUUCCAGUCUUUGAGCUAAACAAAGCUAAUUAGCUUCACAUCACAGAGCGGUAUAAUCUUCUCAACAAGGAAGCAAACGUUUAUUUCCCCAAACCUUUAUAACAUGGAACAAAUUUUUAGAGUGGCUCUGUGUAAAGCAGUGAGCUUGUUAAUGUUUAUUUUAGAAAGAAUUAUUUCUACACUCCUCUGACACACUCCAUAUCUUUUGCUAAAAGCAAAUGUUACUUUUGCCAAAGGAAUACACAUUGACUGCAGCUCACUCAUUACCUGUGUGGUAUUAUAGAAGACUUCAUAGUGUAGAGGUGAAUGUAUUGAAGGUACCUUAAUGUAAAGCACUUUUAAAUGUUUGUCCACUGUAGAUUAGUGUGUUAUAAACCCAUCCGGGAUCCUGCAGGUAUGCCUGACUGUGGCUCACAGAGGCACAUGGACAGACACUGAAAUCUGUCUUUAUAUCUGAGCUGAACGGCAGCACAAGCAGUGGUGUUCAUGGCAUAGAUUGUUUUAUGCAAAGCAAACCAAGCACCUGUAUCCUCUCAGUGCUGUGUAAUAUCACUUUAUGCUCAGUGUGAGACCUAGUUGGACUGUUUAGAUUUUAGUUUAAUAUUCUGUAAGGUUAGCCUAGAAUGUGUAUGUGAUGUUAACAAGUCAAAAAAAAAAUGUUCCAUCAGUAGAUUUUCUUCAAUCUUUCGUUGACUGUUAAGCAUAAAACUAAAAAGUAUUUUGGUCAUAAAAUUUCUUUCAGUAGCAGUUCCACCAUGACCUUUGCCAAUUUCUUGAUAAGUGCCUAAAUUGCGUAAAUUUUGACAAAUCAACAGAAAUCAUUUGUCCCUGGCUAUGGUGCUGAUUCUGGUCAGAAAAGAGGAUAUCUCAGUACAGCGUGUUGACUUUGCAGUUUAAAAAGUUGCAGUAAAACUUCAUUGGAGGGAGGAAAACAGGAAAAAUCAUGCUGUGGAUAGUUGGCUCACAAACAUGGGUUUGAAUUAAUUAAAAAAACACAGCAGCCCAUUCAUGUUGAGCAUAUUUUUGUUUUUCUGUACAGAAGAUGUUUUAGACGUUUUGGUUUUUCAUGUCGUCUCAGAGAAAAGCUUGUUGAAACUGAAUGUUCCCUAAAGACUACCACUGUAAUCCCAAAACUUGGAGUAAUAAAACUACUAUACGCACUAAAAUGUA
Molecule: messenger RNA, 5576 nt
Organism: Scatophagus argus
Lineage: Eukaryota; Metazoa; Chordata; Actinopteri; Scatophagidae
Gene: pacs2
Product: phosphofurin acidic cluster sorting protein 2
Exons: 24
Coding region: 552-3038 (828 amino acids)
Biological process (GO): protein localization to plasma membrane
Molecular function (GO): transmembrane transporter binding
Source: RefSeq, a predicted model, not a curated record